This is a messenger RNA of Notolabrus celidotus (New Zealand spotty), 2828 nucleotides long. It is a transcript of the gene rer1, whose product is annotated as retention in endoplasmic reticulum sorting receptor 1. The record is from RefSeq and is a predicted model, not a curated record. The coding region runs from base 202 to 789 and encodes 195 amino acids. Gene Ontology annotation, cellular component: Golgi membrane. Gene Ontology annotation, biological process: retrograde vesicle-mediated transport, Golgi to endoplasmic reticulum; protein retention in ER lumen. The transcript has 8 exons. Lineage: Eukaryota; Metazoa; Chordata; Actinopteri; Labriformes; Labridae.
UCUGGGCUCGACUAUCCUGCCUGCCGGAUCUUCGAAAACCUCGCGGAAGUACUGACGUGUUCACUCCAAGAGGUGGCUAGUUUAGCUAGCUAGGUAGAGCCGGGUAGUGACACAGCGGCCGUAUCAGAGCUGUUUGAUUUCUGACUAGGCUAGCUUGCUAGCUGUGGAGUCGUUGGCAACGCAGGACCAUAUCACCGGAAAAUGUCAGAAGGGGAUAGUGCUGGUGAGUCAAUCCAUGGGAAACCAUCUGUAGUUGCCGCCUUUUUCACACGGAUUGGCCAGGUCUAUCAGUCAUGGCUAGACAAGUCAACGCCGUUCUAUAUAGUGCGAUGGGCAUCCACUCUUCUACUUACAGCUGUCUACAUGAUCAGAGUGUACAUACUACAGGGCUGGUAUAUAGUAACAUAUGCUUUGGGAAUCUACCAUCUCAAUCUCUUCAUUGCUUUUCUAUCGCCAAAAGUGGACCCUUCACUGCUUGAAGAAGAUGAGGGCCCAUCCCUUCCCACCAAGCAGAAUGAGGAGUUCCGCCCUUUCAUCAGGAGGUUGCCUGAGUUCAAGUUCUGGCAUUCAGCAACAAAAGGCAUUGUCAUCGCCAUGAUUUGCACAUUUUUCGAUGCCUUCAACGUGCCAGUGUUCUGGCCUAUACUUGUAAUGUACUUCAUCAUGCUCUUCUGCAUCACCAUGAAGAGGCAGAUCAAGCACAUGGUGAAGUACAGAUACCUACCAUUCACACAUGGGAAGAGGACAUACAAAGGCAAGGACGAAACAGGGAAACCUUUUGCUAGUUAAACCCCCCCCACCCCCCCCUUCCCCUCCUUGUUUAAAAUGUAUCUGUCACAGCCAGUGGGGAGUGACAAGGGUUAGAGAUUAAUUUUCUUUUUUUUGUAAGAGGGACAGUAACAUAAAACAUAACAUUAAAAUAUAGUUUUGAUCCAUGGUUCACAGUGUUGGAUAAGGAUAUGAGCAGCACGGAUCAAAUUAUUAUGGGGAUAUUGCCUUUGUCUAUUUUGGGGUAGGAUUUUUUCCCCUUUUUUCAGACCACAGUCCUAAUUUUAGGAUGGGUCUGUAUUUGUUCAGUAGUGGGGGAGAUUCAGUGCUGCCUUUUGCCUUUUUUAACCCCAAGGGGUAAGUAUAAAGUCAAGAAGGAACCCCUCUGAAAAAGAAAAGGAAUGGGUUUUGUGAUCAUUUUUUUAAAUGAUGGGGAUUCCUUUACAUUUCCUUCUUUGAAGUGAAAUAAAUCUGCCAACUUUUGAUUAAUACAUUGGUACCUGCUUAUUUGUAACACGUUUAUAUGAAAGUCAGUAGUGUUGAUAGCAGAAUAACAUGAUGAGAUAUAUGAGAUGAAACCUGAAGGAAAUGACAGUCUUGAAGUUGCUCUCUGUACUGAAUUUAGACAGAUUGGAGAUUCAGUCACUACUCACUUGAAUAUGCAUUCAUGACAGGCAAAGAAGAACAUUUCAUCUUUAUCUUUACCAUUUUUAGCUGAAUUAGUAAUGACUCUCAGCACAGAUACUAUUUCAAAGGGUUUUAUAUUGAAUUGGAAACUUAAUUGCUGUGUUUAACCUGAGGCUAAAGCAGGCAUCCUUAUAGAUGAUUAUUAGCAACCUAACAUGAUUUCCAACCACCCAAUGCAUCGUUAAAUGCUUUUUGAUCACGGGUGUCACUGCCCCAAUCAGUUUAGUCUCCUUUAGCUUGUAGUUUUUGUUUGAAUCAGCUUUCCACUUUCAUACCUGCAUAUAGUUUAACAGAUCAGAUGCCCUGUGCUUGACCAACUCAUAAAUCAAAUUUCAAAAUUCUUUGAGGAGACAUUUGGCUCACAAUUAUAACUCAAUUGAUCAACUUUACGUGUUUCUAGUUUGAAAAUUCACUGUCUCAAAAGUGCAAAGCCAGUAUUCAAGUCAAAUUCAUUAGUGUCUAGUCUAGGGGACAAAAAGAGCAAUUUCAUGGUACCCAUACGACCUUUGCCUUUUGAAACAUUUACCCAUCUUUGUUUCGAAACCUCAGGUCCUUCGAUUUGUGUAGACUAGCUGUAGUAGUCCUUAAUAAUCUGUGUAUACUUUGAAAAAAAUAUGGUAAAUAUAGUCAUUCCAAGCAAACUUUUGUUCUCUUUCUUUUGCAGAGGAAACAUAAGAAAACAGAGAUUGAAAGCUUUUAUUGUAAGAAAUGGAUGAAGUGGGUGGCGAACAUGCUGUUUUCUAUGCCUGUUAAUUUUUGUCUUCAUUUUUAUCAAAAUGCUGGGGAUUUUCUGUCAUCAUAAACUUUGAUCAGCACUGUAGUAAGGGAUCAAAACGUUUUCUGUACAAAGUUUGUGUUACAAAAGAUUGUCAGGAGGAUUUGUUGUAUAUAUAUAUUUUAAAAUAUGAAUUUUUUUUUGAGAUUAUUAUUAUUUCUGUUUUUUUCUUUCAACCACCAUUUCCAAGUGUUUAAAACCAUCUCAAUUGAAAUUGAUGAAAGCAGAGCUGAUUAAUUGGGUUCUUGAUUUGAUAAAUUAAAAUAUGUUUAUAAUGGACUGCAUGUUAUUGUUUUCUUGUGCUACAGUUAAAAACAAAAACUUGAUUUUAAUAACUUAAGUGUAAUUUUUCACUCCAAAUGCUAUUAAAGAGGCUGUUUCCCUUCGAACUGUACACAUUUGUCUCAGCUUCAUUUUGUAUAUUUAGUCAGAUAUUGAGAUGACAGUUAAGACUUAAUUUGAUCAUGUCCCAAGGUGUCACAUAUAUUUCUUGAAGUUGCCCACAACAUUCUCCCCACUUGUGAAAGGCUCUAACAUGAUGAUGAUGAUGAGAAAAACAUCAGUGUCAACAACAACAAAUUAAAGUCCUGGAUCAAUG